UUGCGUAACUAACGUUCACAGCGUAUCUUUGCCCGGCGCCGAGAGCACCUUAGAGAAGAAACAGUUUGUGAGUGUUUAGUGCUUUUUCUCAAGAUUAUCUCCAUGAACAACCUGAAUGAUCCUCCUGGAUGGAAUAUAAGGCCAGUGCCACGUGAGGGUUCUGAUGGAGGGAAAUGGAACUACGCUCUGUUAGUCCCCAUGCUUGGCCUUGCGGCUUUUCGUUGGAUCUGGACACGUGAGUCGCAGAGGCAGAUCCAAGAAGUUAAAAACCAGUUUGAGGGGCAAGUGGCUGCCAUCACCAAAGACCUGGAGCUCAAGUAUAAAGAUACGCUGACGGAGAACCGACGCACAACUGCCCUCCUGGAGCUAGAGCUAGAGAAAGCGCGUCAGCGGGUGGAGGGCUACAAGAAGGCCAUGGCCUCUCACAGCCAACAUCUCAUGGAGGAGCGUAAGCAGCUGCAGAAGGAACGUGAAGAGCUAGAGGACGAGAAGAAGCGUGCCCUGCAGACUGGAACAGCUGGACUGGCGCUUCAUGCAGCUCUGCAACAGGAGCAGGAAUGGCAGCAGGGAGCCCACGUUUUGCUACAGGACCUGGAGCACCAGUUGGUGGAGAGGCAGAGUGCCUUCUGCAGCCCGCUGCUGCCCAAGGAACACAGGAUGGAGAUCGAGAAAAAUCUGCUGGUCAGAGUGGCCAGGGACCCAGCGGGGGUGGAAUUGGGCCUGGAGAAUGACAUCAAGGACAUUUUUAAAAAUGAUAGGCACUGCGCACAGAUGUUGAAUAUGGACAAGAGGAAAAAUGGGCAGCUGAUGUGGCUGUAUCUUAAAUACUGGAGGCUGCAGGUUACACUGCAGAAACACAAGAGAGCAGAGGGCAGGUUGAAAGGGUCACUGUCUGAUGUCAAGUCAUCUUAGAAGGACAUUUAGAAAAUUAUAAUGCUUGUUUUGAACCCCCAGAUCUGCCGAUAGUGUGGGGAAGUUCUCAUGGUUUGCACUCCUGCAUAUAGAUGUAUGUAGACUGACAAAGUAAAAGAAACAAUGGUGGCACCAUGUUGCUGGUAUCCACUUGUCCCCUUAUAGUGAAGCAUCUCUUCAAAUCAAUCCAAAGUUCUGCUAACUCAUCACCUUUAUCCUGUGAUGAAACCUUUAUCCACGACGACCCCAUCUCCAUCUACAGAGCACGAGGACUCGCUGAAAGGUUGAUAAAAAGCAAAAUGAUAUAAAUCAUAUGCUAUGGCCAUUUCAAGCCACUCAGACACCUUAGGGAGCUCUUGGACUGGCACAUACCUCUGUCACACUGCGCUCUAUUCCACCAUCACCACACCAUCAUCAAAACACUAUCUGAGGGAAAACCUUUUGGAAGAACAGUCAUCAUCAUUCUGGUACAUUUCCAGAGACUUGUAGAAUCUAUAAUAUGGUGCAUCGAGGGUGUUUUGGUGACUUAUCAUGACCCAACACCUUACUGAGGCCCACUUUACACGGGGACGGUCUGAAACAAAAACGCAAAAGUCCGUUUUCGUUCUCACUUUUUUCCGCGUCUACACGACCGUUUUCAAGGAGGAAAUCUGCGUCUAUACGGUGACGCAUAAAUGUGUGGAAUUCAAUUGGAUGUUGUAAUAGAGUGUGCCGAGCGGAUGGAGUAGUCAGUCAGAAUGAUGAGCAAAACAAGGAAAAUUCUUGUACAAAAAUAGUUUUCUUUUUAUUAAGCCGGCAGUUAACACAAACAGGACAAACAAACAAACAAAAAAAACCACUGAUGACAAAACCAAACAAAAAAAAAUUCUGGGACAAAAUGCCCACGCAAGCUAGCCUACUCUGGCAUUACUCACACAGAGCUCAAGUCAUGCGUCCUCUCCCUGCCGAGGCCGUCUCCCGAAUGAACAGUGCAGUGCAUAUUUAAAAGACUACGUCACAGUCUUAACACAAUUAAAAUCAAUCAACACAUCUAGACAGAUUUUAACAGUUCUAAACAUUUUCACUGCAUGCAUUACACUCCUACAACAAUGUGCAGACCUUAAAUAUUACAACAAACGCUUACGUCAGAUUUUUAGACCAUUUCUCUCCGCUCUAAUGAGCUGCUUUCCCGCGCAUCGCGGAAGAAACCUUGAAAAGCGCUUUCAGACCUGCAUUCUGGUUUGGUCCCGCACCCGGAAGACUACGGCCCUGUCCACACGGCAACGGAUUCAGGUGACUCCGAUACAAUUGCUUAUCGUUUAGGCCUGGCGUCCACACGGCACCGGCGUUUUGGGUGCCCAAAAUGCAAUCUUUUUGAGAACGGGUUCCAGAGUGGAAAGAUCUGGCAACGUUGCCGUUGUGAAGUCGUCUGGAUGAGUAGAACGGAUUUGUUUACGAUGACGUCACAACCACAUGACUGUGAGUGCUUCACGCUGGGUAGAAGUGUAACGAAUAUCACCAGGAAAAAGCCUUACAGAGCACUAGUGAGAGUGAAACACGAGCUUGGAUAUUAUUAUUAUUAUUAUUAUUAUUAUUAUGUUCAGUGUUUAGUUCACAGUAGUAAUGCAAGAAGCAGAAUAGUGACAGUAAUAGUGAAGCAAAAACAUGCAAUUGUACAAACACUGCAGCUCUACAGCAAAAUAUUCAUUUAUGAAAUGGUCUGAUUCUUAACACCAGUAGUGCCAAUGAUCUUCUCAUUGCGAUGCGAUGCGAGUUGUCAACAAAUCCUAUAACUUGGUUCAUGAAACGCACUUACAAAAUAUUUUCACUGUGAAUAUUUAUUGUGUAAUGGUGCAAAGUGAGAGAGAGAGAGAGAGAGAGAGAGAGACUCUGCCCUUAGGGCAGAGUCAAUCCCGCCAGCAAAAAUAGGGAAAAAAAGGAGCGAUCUCACCUCUUCAGAUGUUGGUUUAAGUCCGACAAUACAUUCCUCAAAAAGGGCGUAGAGGAGCAAAUUAAUCCAUCAACGUGUAGCAUUCAAUUUAUUCCGGACCAUUAAAGACGCCGCCUUCCGCGUAGAAUCAUACGUCAUCCUCGCCGCCAUAUUGGAUAGGUCAAAGCGGAGAAUAAAGAUUCAUGCGCUGCCUUUAACUGUACCAACAGGUUUACCAUCCAAACGAGCUCACAUGGGAUUACCUUUCACAGGUGAGAAACAACAAAUUAAUCUAUCAACGUGUAGUAUUCAAUUUAUUCCGGACCAUUAAAGACGCCGCCUUCCGCGUAGAAUCAUACGUCAUCCUCACCGCCAUAUUGGAUAGGUCAAAGCGGAGAAUAAAGAUUAGCUGCGUUUAACUGUACCAACAGGUUUGCCGUCCGAACGAGAUCACAUGGGAUUACCUUUCACAGGUGAGACUGGAAAAAUACUUUUCAUUGUAUUUGGUCAUUAUAAUGUAAUUUUACGAACAGAUUUUUCUGACUUUGUGGCUAAUAUGAAGUCUCGCGCAUAAUAGUUUAUGUGCAUGCGUCCUUACUACUUCUAUUGUUCUGGUGUCUCCGAAGGGACCGUCUUACAGCGCCCCUAGAGGUGUGGCAUGUGUAUUGCAUUGUUUUCAGCAAGCGUUGCGUUGCCAUAUGGACCUGAUAUUUUACUGAUCAUUGCCCAUUUGGACGCGAUAUAUUUUUAAAUAACAUCUCGUUGCCGUUGUCGUGUGGAUGUAGCCUACAACAGGUAAAUGGCUACAAACAUUUCUGGCUGAUGUUAGAUAAACUCUAGCAGAAAUGGAUUCAGAUGUUAAACGUGCGCACUUAAUGAAUCUUUACACGCUAUUGUUUAUAGUGAAAACUAAUAAAUGCUUGCGCUGUUUAAA
Messenger RNA from Neoarius graeffei (lesser salmon catfish), 3755 nucleotides. Its product is annotated as coiled-coil domain-containing protein 127-like. The transcript is spliced from 3 exons. The record is from RefSeq and is a predicted model, not a curated record. Bases 103 to 912 code for a protein of 269 amino acids. Lineage: Eukaryota; Metazoa; Chordata; Actinopteri; Siluriformes; Ariidae.